CGGCCCGCUUUCGCUAGUAACAUUUCACUCGGUCCUGUCCCCACAAUCCACAUCGUCAUCCGAGGAAGUGCCGAACGACUCAAUCAAUCCAAAGUGGUUCGGGGAGAGCAGUUCCGUGCAGCCGAGUGGAUGUAGUGGUGCCCGUUGUUCACUGCAAGUGAAUAUGAAUGAACUGCCGUCCGCGUAGAGGAAAAAAGAAAUGGACGACUCGGAUCGUACUCGACAAGUGCAUCUCUGGCUUGAGGAUACACCGACGGCGCUCGCAUCGAGUCUGGUCUGAGUUGAGUCAAGUCGAGACGGGAACGAGCUGCUCGGCGCGCACCAGUUGUUAAUUCGCGGUCGAGUCUCGAUUAUGGCAGACUUCUUGAGUGCUCCAGCUCCAGUGAACGCAGGCGAAUUAGAUGUCCGGCACUUGUGCAUUGUGUAGUGAGUCUGUGAUGCUCUACGUUCGGUGCCGUGCCUUGUGUUUGGUUACGUUCGCGCACAGAUGAAACACGGCGGAUGAUGGUCUAAAGUGAACCUAGAAGUGUAGCAAGAAAGUGCCUUGCCGGAUGUAAUUUCGAGUUUAUUGUUGUCGCAGCCGCCGUCUCCGCUCCGCCGCGAAUCCCCGUCGCCGCCGCUCCCUGACUUACAAGUUGCAGGCCGUAGACACCUUUCUGUCCUUUGGUUUGCAUGCAUGUCGCGCCGUGAAUCGCUGUCGCUUGGUUGCAGCACAAAUUCCGGGUUGCGAGUUGAAUAGUUGUGGCCGCGGCGACCCUAGUGCGGAGCAGUUCCGCGAGCGAAUCGCAACUUCCUGGCGCUCCUUCCUUCGUCCCAAAGUACAAAAUGCACGCGAAUAUGCGAGGACUUUUGCUGAGACAUCUCGUGUUCGCGGCGAUAUGCUUCGAGUGCACUUCGUACACGGAAUCAAGUACGCUGACGACAAAUGCGCCUGCUGCAGUGCCUCCGCCCCCGCCGGUCUCCACCGCGAGCCAUCCGACCGCGGCCCCUGCUCCCAACUGCUCGGCCGUGGCGCAUUUGCUGCAGGCUCGCGGCCUCAAAUCUUCAGAUAUUCCGAGCGAUCCGACAAAGGAUUCAAUCCAUCGAUUUUGUGAUCUACCCGCAACGGGAAGCUGUUGUACAUAUAAAAUAGAAACACAUUUGUCAUCCCAUACGAAAGAAGCAUUUCAGAAGAAUACCAAGGACCUGAUAGGAAAACUGUCCAAUGUGCUGGGAGCACGAGCUCAUAAACUUAAUGAAUAUUUUACGGAACUUUUAGUUGAGUCUAAAAAAGAAUUCCACAACAUGUUUAAGCGAACAUAUGGCAAUAUCUACGAAGAAAAUUCUUAUGUUUUUUCAAAUCUUUUCACUGAAUUGGAAAACUAUUUCACAAGGGGGAAAGUGGACUUGGCAGUUUCAAUGGAUUCAUUCUUCAACAUCCUCUAUCAGAAAAUGUUUACAGUGCUGAAUUCACAAUACAUCCUGGACGAUAAAUACUUGGGAUGUGUCAGUGAACAUAUGAAGGAGCUGAAACCAUUCGGCGAUGUUCCCGAUAAGCUAUCGGUACAAAUCAAGCGGUCAUUUGUUGCCACAAGAACUUAUGCCCAAGCGCUAAAUAUAGCCGCGGAGAUGACUAAAGCUUUAAUGAAUGUCCGCAUAAAUACAGAUUGCACUGCAGCUUUAACGAGAAUGCAACAGUGCAACGUUUGUAAAGGAUAUGCCCAGAAACCUUGCGCAAAUUAUUGUGUGAAUGUCAUGAGAGGUUGCCUUCAACACUACGUUACAUUAGAUACUGAGUGGGAUACGUUUGUAGCAUUUAUGGAGAAAGUGGCCGACAGAUUGCUUGGUCCCUUCAACAUAGUCAUGGUUGUUGAGCCAAUAAAUAUCAAAAUAUCAGAAGCGAUCAUGAACUAUCAGGAAACGGAACGAGCAAUAUCUGAACAGGUUUUUAAGGGUUGCGGUGAUCCUGUUUUGGGUCGAAGAUCGCAAGCAGAUCGAAUAAAGAAAUCAACAUCCCACGAAGAUGGAACAUCGUUCGGCAGUACAAUGAAUUUGCAUGAGGUUGAUAGCGACUUGUACAUACAAACAAACAGGACGAGACGAUCAGUAGAUGCAGAGCAAAAUGAUAAUUACGAUUCAUCUGAACAAAUUGUACCACCGACUCAAGUACAAAGGACACAACGUGAUAGACGGAAAAACAAGAAAAAGGGUAAUGGGAACAAGAAAGGUUUGGAUAAGGACGACGAUUCGUUUAAAGAGCCUUCACUGGAUAAAAUCGUGAAAGAUAUUAAACUGAAAAUAAAGGAUUUGAAAAAAUUCUGGUCAAAUCUUCCGUAUCAGCUUUGUAAUAUUGGCGAGCUGGCGUCUGUGCCGCCCGGUUCUAAUGAGACCUGUUGGAAUGGACAUGAUGUCGUGGAGCAAGAGGUGGCAACCAGGCAGGAGCCUGGGGGGAACAGUGAAAGCAUUUCACAAACGCCGCAGCAGAAAAACAUGGUAACUAGUCAAUUAUACUACUUAAAAACGGCUGUUAGCAAUUUGCGGAAUGCUUACAAUGGGCUGGAUGUAGAAUGGCCAGACCAAGAAGAGCCUUUCGAAAGCAGUGGCUACGGCUCGGGUGACGGAGACGAUGACGAUCUGGAGACCGGAUCUGGUUCCAGUGCCUUCGAAGAAAGUGUGCCCAAACAAUCUGAGACACCUUCCGUCUAUGUGAGUACAGCUAGUUCAGGUGGUACAAAUGCCACGGGAACGAAAAAGACUGUCGGCAGCAACACUUACGAAAACGAAGUAAUAAAGGGAAGUGGUGCAUCGCCAAAUGUACCACAAAUGUCAUUACGUCGUGCUCUUAUAAUGUAUUUAUUCCCAAUCUACAUGGCAUGGUUUGGCGGUAUUAUUUCAGAUUUACUGUGAUUUCAAGCGAUUUAAUUAACUUAAGGUACAUCUUAUUUAUUUUUAAGUGUAAGACGUAGGGAAUACAAUCUCCAGAAGGAAACGAGACGGUACGAAAACAAAAAUAAACAAAUAAAACGUAAAACAUACAGGAGAAAUUUUUAUGUGUGUAAAAAAUACAGAAAAAACGUCAAAAAUAAUAUAUCUAUAUAUAUACAUCUAAGAUUUGUACGUGUUGCAUAAUAAUUUUUCUAGGAAAGCCUUUAACUGAUAGAUAUCCUCCUCGAGAAAGUGUGCCUGUAUAUUUGUGAUUGCUCGAACAAUGAUAAGGUAUAAAUGGAAAGAAAGCCCACAAACGUAGCGUUAUGAGCAGAGAUGUGAAACGCCCAUCUAGUUAGUAGCGAUAGAACACUAAAUUAUGACAACAUAAAUGUGUAUAAAAAAUAAUAAUAUUAAUAUUGCCGAUAUCAUUUAUAAAUAAAUAAAAUUUGUCUAGAUGAAAGUGAAGUGAAACAACUAGGGAAUAGGAAACUUUUUUAAAACAAAUUACAUGUUUUUCCCAAGGCGAGAAACUAUGACUGAUUAUAGAACACUAAAAGAAGCAUUUGUAUAGUUAUUAUGGAACAAUUUGCGUAUUAUGUUAGUGUUGUAACUUUAUACACAAAAGUAACUCUACAUAAUUUUACUUUUUUCAUUUUAUACAAAUAAAUAACACGCGUAACAAGUAGAAAUUGCA
This is a messenger RNA of Hermetia illucens (black soldier fly), 3601 nucleotides long. It is a transcript of the gene dlp, whose product is annotated as glypican-4. Gene Ontology annotation, biological process: regulation of signal transduction; regulation of protein localization to membrane; cell migration. The record is from RefSeq and is a predicted model, not a curated record. The coding region runs from base 826 to 2886 and encodes 686 amino acids. Lineage: Eukaryota; Metazoa; Arthropoda; Insecta; Diptera; Stratiomyidae. Gene Ontology annotation, cellular component: plasma membrane; extracellular region; synapse. The transcript has 8 exons.